GUGUGUGUGUGUGUGUGUGAACAUGAACACAGACACACAUGAUGUUUCUGGCAAUAAAACCACUUGAAUUCAGUGCUACUCUGUGGAACCUCGAGAGAUGAAUCUUCAUUUCUGCCUCUGACCACUGAGACUGCAGCAGCCGACUUCAGCCCAGUCAUAGCGAUUCAACAUCUGCAGGAAACGGUAUAAAAUCCUUCCUAAUCCAUCCACCCAUCCAUCCAUCCAUCCAUCCAUCCAUCCAUCCAUCCAUCCAUCCAUCCAUCCAUCAUCUGUACCGCUUCGUCCAUUACGGGUUGCGGGGAAACUGGAGCCUAAACCAGCAUUUAGCAGCUGUAUAAUGUGUCCAAACGCUACUCUGCUCGAUAGUGUUGUGAAAUCUUCCAAGAUUGAUCAGGCAACAAAGGUGAAUGUGGACGCCAUCAUGGACAAUAUCAGCAUCAUCCUCUACACGCUGACUGUGGUGUUCGGCAUCACUGGGAACUUUGCGGUGGUCUGGGUGGCUGGAUUCAGACUUAAGCCGAAGGUCACCAACGUGUGGCUGGUGAAUCUAGCAGUAGCGGACCUCAUCUUCUGCUUCACACGAGUCUUCUCCCUCAUUAAGAAGCUAUUUUUCGACUACUGGCCCUUCGGCAUGUUCCUCUGCAAGUUCAACGGCUUCUUCAAAUACGCCAACAUGUUCUGUUCAGUCUUCCUUCUGGCCGUGAUCAGUUUGGACCGAAUGCUCUGUGUUUGGAGGCCCAUUUUCACAAAGCAACGGCGCACCCUGUUUGCUGCUAGGGUGGUAGCAGUCUGCGUCUGGAUCCUGGCGAUCAUCUUUAGCACUCCCUUCUUCAUCUCCCGCCAUGUCUACAAUGGAAAGAACAACAAGAGCAAGUGUAGCACAAUGGAGGUGAAGGAGGCGAAGGACAGUGAUGUCACCAAAUAUGCUCUCUACUUAAUUCGCUUUGUGUGUGGCUUCCUGUUUCCUUUCAUGGUCAUUCUCAUCUGUUACAUCCUGGCUGGUAUUGGCAUCCGACGGACCCGUCUAUCUGGGAAGUCCCGCCCCCUUCGUAUAUUAGCAUCCCUGGUCAUCGCGUUCUUCCUUUGCUGGGCUCCGUACCACUGCCUGCUACUUGUAAAAAUGGUGGACAGUAAGAAUGCCGUGUUGAAAAUUUGGCAACCUUUGGCGAGCGGUGUUGCCUACUUUAACAGCUGCGUAAACCCAUUGUUGUACUUCUGCAUUGGGCUGGAUGUGAGAGGCCAGUUCAGGCAGAGUCUGAUGGGUAUUUACAAGAGAGCUCUGGCCGAUGACAUUGAAGGACAGACGACUCAGUCCAAUGAACGAUCUCUGGAUGAGAGCAGUUCUGUCAUGGUGGCUGGACCGAGUCAGAUACCAGUAGUAGUAGCUGAAGUGUAAGUGUCUUAAGAUUUCAAACCCUAGCGGGAUGUUCAGACCAACAUUUUUAAUUUUAGAGUGAAACAGAAUGAGUGGCUUACAGUAAUGGAAAUGAUCAAAAGAAAAAUGAGGGCAAAAACUAAAAAUAUAUUUCUUUGAUGAAAGUUUUUGCAUCCACACAUGACAUCAAGUUACAGAGCUGCUGCUUCAUUCAUGAAGGUCACUUGUAUGUUUAAGUGCAUAAGACAACCAGAUUUGCAGGAAUAAAAACAGAAAAAGGAGCAUUGAAUUAAUGUAAAACAUGAAGACCUAGAGAAUAUAUAUAUACAUAUGUAUCUUUUUUUUUUCUCUGCUGGUGUAGAAAGUGUUGCUUAAAGGGUCCAGGGAAGGGUUUUCUAUGUUUUUUGUUGUGUAAAAAAGAAAAAAAAAAUAUAUACUGUGCUGAAGGAACUUGAUUUAUCCAGUAGUCUCAAACUCUCUACAAGACUUUUUUAUCAUCUUGUCUGACAUAAGACCACAGUUCCUGGAUUCCAUGUAUGAUGAAAUUCUUCAGGUAGUGCUCCCUAGUGACAGCAUACAUGUUAUCCUUCAUGCAAUCAUUUUAAAAGCAGAAGUUUUUGCACUGCAAGAAAACUAUUGCAGGGUGGCUGUUGAGGAACAGAGUAAUUGAGCAGCUAGGCUAUUAAUCUGUCAGAGGACAACAGAGGUUUGGGGACAUUCACCAGGCUGAACAAGCAGGCGUUAGCUGUUAGUCGCCAGGACAACUACGGUGCAAGUGGGUGGUAGCCAAAACCCACAUGGACAGGAUAGUCCAAGCAAGCAGCUAACAGCAGCCAGGGUCAUUCAGACCAGUUUCUGGCUGCUAUAAUCCACUCAGCCCUGUCCAGCUGCUCAGCUGAGGAAGCAAACCUCUCCUCAAUUCAUGCAAUUUGGAAUUAAGGCCAUUUGGGCAGUGUAAACACUGGGUUAAAACAUAAAAGGGUUGAACUUUGUAUUGGAUUGCUCCUGAUUCUUGUCAACCUGCUGUCAGUGACUCACCAGUAUGACAGGAAGAACCUGCAGACCACAGAAACCGAGAGGGGCCAUGCUUGAAACCCUUACAAAACAAGCUUACUAAAACAAAACAGUUUUAUUCAGAUAUCACUUUGAUUAUUUUAAAAACUAUGAUAAACAAGAAAUUCUUUCUUUCAGGUUCAGGAAGUGACCAGAAUGAGACAUGCAUGACUUCACCUACUGUUAAAGAUUCUGACUUGAGAAAACAAAGCUUCUUAUCUUGUGAUAACUGGUUCCAGCAGUAUUUAUCUUGCAAAAACUAAAAGCAGAUUUCUUGAGAUAAAGUUAUAAAAUGAAACUGAGCUUUGUGAUGUUGAGAUAACUGAAUCAAAAAUAGAUAACUGUAUGUAUGCCUGAGCUUGGCUCCCUUAUGAGAUCAUUAUGAUAAUAAUCAGUAAUUCCAGACAUUGCUGUACAUGCACCUGCAAAUCAUAGGAUGCAUCUUGAACUUUUCAGCAUGCUGGUGUACAUGUGAAUGUUUUAAUGAAUUAAUACCAGUCUUAGUUAAAAAAUAAACCACAGUCCAAAAGUCUAAAAUAUAUUUAAAUAUUUAGAUUUGCACACAAGUUGUUAGUGAACUGACAACCAUCUAUUUUAACUCAUUAUGUUACAUGAAAAAAAGUAAUGUGCUUAGACAUGACAUGCAAAAGAUCACGAUGGCAAAGACCUGAAUCUUCCUGCAAUUUAAACAGAUUUUUCUGAGACUAAAUGUGCAUCGUACUAAUCCACAUUAUGAGAAGGUACAAGCUGUUUAUUUCUAAUAUGAAUUUUUUUUUUUUUUUUACAUCAAAAAAAGUAAAUUUUUAUGUUAGUUAGACUGCUGACCUUUCAGUGAAGACACACAGUGAGUAAAUGUUCUCAUAAAGGGCAUGUUGUGGGAGUAUGAACUGAAGUUAGAUUAAAUUUUUCCUCUAAAAGGUUUUUACAUUGCUCCUAGUGCUUGUGAUUAAAGUGGAACCAUACUGUCUGGAUAAAAAUGAAGGCAGGGGGAAGUGAAACUAUUAAAAGGAAAGCCAGAAAAAACAUCAGCCAUGAUUCUUUCUUGUGCACAGAGGUCAUGCAGUUAGAUGAACUGAAACUAAACAGAAAUAACCAAACACAUGUGCUUGUUUUUUUUAUUUUUGUUUUGUUAUCUAUCAUCAGAAGGGCCCUUACAGGUUUUGGUUGCUGUUUGUAUAACUCUAACCUAAGAACACACCUUGCCAGAAAUGUAUAAAACAAUAAAAUGCAGCCAAGAUUACGGGUCACUGAUCCUUAGCAACCAGCUCAUAAAGCUCAGCUGUACAGUAGUUAAUCUGCAGAGUACUUAUGCAUCACUAGGAAACCAGAGACACUGUUUAUCUUGAACUUUCUGUUCUGGGAGUUUCUAACAUUUCUGUUCUGUCACAGCACCAUGCUUAAGUGUAUAGUGUUGUCUUUGAAGCUUCAGUAAUUAAAUGAAAGGGUCAUAUUUUAUUAGGUCAUAUCAUAUAAGCUUUAUACAUCUCUUUUGUAUGUAAAAUUCUGUAACAUAUCCAAACAUAAUACUACUAUUAUAUAAAACAACUAGAUGAUUGUAAACACAAACUGUCAUGGAAGUAUAAAGACUUUAAAACGGCUUUAUUUAAUAAAGAUGUCAACGCAAAGGUCAGAAGCUGCAAUUAAUUUACAAGUAUUGACUAUUUUAGCUCAAGCUGUUUGUUUUACAUUGUAUUUUGCAAUAACUGGUUAAUAAAUGAUCUCUGAAUUAUAUUUUUGAUAAAUCCAAUGAAAUUUGAAUAGUUACACUUAAAUCCCACCUUGAUGCAGCAAGCAAGCGCAGAGCUUGUAGUCUGCAUCCCUGCAGCUAUGCAAGCUUUUUAAGCAUAACUAGCAUUUGUUAUUAAAAACUACACCAUACAGUAGUCAAUGUGUUUAGAUUGGAGAUUUAAAUUUGAACCUGGUUUAAGAUUACAGAUGUGCAUGGAAUAAUGGAUUGAGUGAAAUGUGUCAUAAACCGACCAAUGGUCCGAUUCUGGGUUGAUAAUCUGGCUAAGGUUUUGCUGCAGAUGCUGCAUAAAGCCAAAGGGAGUUUUCUCUAUGAACAUCAGAGCUGUGCUCCAGCAGUAAAUGCUUGGAUUUAGCGGGAAAAAGUAGUGUAAGUUAAAUGUAAACGCAUGUUUGACAACUAGUUUGAAAUACACCAUCACAUCUAACAACAAGGGAAUCAUUUUAAAUUCAUUCAAUGGAAGGAACAUUGUUUUUUAAACCAGAAAUCUGUUGUGUUAUAUUUACAAACUGAGCAUUAAGUCCGUUUUUAUCUUGAUUUUCAUAGACUCAAUCAACUUAAAGCUAAAAUGGAGACAUCUUUGCAAUAAAACAGUUUUUAUAUUUAAGAAUACUUAAACUAAGAGAAUGUUCUAGGAUAAAAACCGUCACAAUACAACUUAGUUAUACUUCCAGAAAGCUGCUGUAAACAGAUUUAGAAAGAGAGAGAGGGGAGGAGAUGGUGUGUUCUCCUUUAAAACAUGAAAGCACAAAACCACAUUUUUAAAGCAGAAUUAUGCUGUGUUGAUGACUUUAAACAUCAUUAUUUUACUUUAACAAGCACAAUUGUCACUGUCCAGCUGUUUUUAGUUUUGUUGUUGCUAAAUGCAUUAAAACAGAUAUUUAGCU
Molecule: messenger RNA, 5062 nt
Organism: Melanotaenia boesemani (Boeseman's rainbowfish)
Lineage: Eukaryota; Metazoa; Chordata; Actinopteri; Atheriniformes; Melanotaeniidae
Product: C3a anaphylatoxin chemotactic receptor-like
Exons: 4
Coding region: 338-1396 (352 amino acids)
Biological process (GO): inflammatory response; phospholipase C-activating G protein-coupled receptor signaling pathway; complement receptor mediated signaling pathway
Cellular component (GO): plasma membrane
Molecular function (GO): G protein-coupled receptor activity; complement receptor activity
Source: RefSeq, a predicted model, not a curated record